GCCCCCAGUAACUUCCGGUUUAAUUGGCUUUACGGUUUACGAUCAUGAAUUCGUUAUGGGGGGAAAUUGCGGUUGUUCCUGACACCGAAUCGGGAAUUGCAGCUAUAGAACGGGAGCAGAUGACUAAAUUAAGACCCCUAGAAAUUGAGGGACCAAGAUUACAUCAAUGUUCAAGUCGGCAUAAACCUCCAACCAAUGAUCCAUUACCUGCUGAUCGUUUUCUCACCGACCCUGUGACUUUACAUACCAUCAGGUUGAUUCAGUAUUCAAAGAAAUUAAAACAUCUGAUACAAUUAGCACAAGAAAGUAAAGCUAACGAUAGUGAUACAACAUUUCCUGCUCCACCACCAUUACCAGUUCUAACUGUCGACCCUCCAAAACAUAAAAUCCUUAAACCCAUACCAUUCAUGCCUCAGAACUUUGACAGUAAAUUUGCUAAAGGUAUUGGAGAUCCUCCACCUGUUAUUGAUGAAGUAGGAAAUCGUAAAUUAUUACGGAGGACCGUAGCAACAAUAUGUGCUCAUGCUGGCUUUGACAAUUCAACAGAAUCAGUUGUAGAGACAUUGACAGACAUAACUCACGAAUUUUAUCUCAAUUUAACUCGUCAUUUACGAGCAGCAGCAGAUACAGCAGCAUUUAAUUCCAGAUCUGAAUUUCCUGAUAUAAUUGAACAAGUUUAUCAUGAGAUUGGGUUAGGAAGUAUAAAAUGUCUACAUGAAUUUUAUCAAACUAGAAUUAUAAAUUAUCGUGAAAAUAUGGAGAAGCAGUGUCAGCAACUGAUGGUGGAAUAUGAAAAAUUACAAGAACCAACACAACAAAAACCUUCCUCAUCUCAACCAGAUACAUUCCAUGUGAUAAGAAUAAAGGAAGAAGCAUGUUCAGAAAUUCAGUUUCCAUCUUUAGAUGAGAAUGAUGAAGGCAAUGAAACAGAACAUUUAUUACAACUUGAUGGUUUAGGAAGUUUUGAAAUUACAGUAGAACAGGAAACAACAAGUGGUCUAACAACAGAAGUUGAAUCAAAAUGGAGUGGAAAACAUGAACAACAAGAUCAAAAAGGAAAGAGUGAAUCACAAGAGGAAAGUGAUGAUCAGGUAAUAGAGACACCAGCAGAUCAUCUCAGUGAUAGUUUUAUGAGUCCAGGUUCGAUUCCUGUCACAGAUAUUCUAUCACCACCAUCUAUAUCACGACCUAGUAAACCUAAAAAACGGAAAAAAUGAGAAGGAAAGAUGUGAUUAGAAAUAAGGAUUAUAUGUCUUGAAGAUGGUUUUAAUAUCAUGCCAUAUGGUUAAUGUGAUUCAUAAUCUGUGUUGGAUACAUAAAUGGGACACAAGGAAUGCAGGUUACUAUAAUUGUAACUUUCCUUUCCCAUUUAAUGUACCCUUUUCUGUGCCUAAGAAAAGUCUGCAAACUAUGGCAGAAAAGGAAAACAACAUUAUGUAUAACAGAACAAGAAAGUGGAGAAGUUAUAUAUAACAACACCAGAAAGUACUUUAAUGGUAUGCAGUACUGUACUAGAACUGUAUAUAGCUGACAUUUUAUAUUUUUAUUACAAGAAAUAACAGUAGAACAUGGAACAAUACCGAUACUGAUUGAAAUUUGGUGCAUUAUUGCUGUCUAUAUUCCAUCAUCCUCUUUAGAAAGGAAUCAAGGUUGCCACACUAACCCAUGUCAUUACUUCUACUGGAGUUCUUUGGAGUAGGGGAAGUCACCUUGGAAAUGAAAUGGGGUUUCAUGUCCUACUGUUCUGCUCCGACUGUGCUAAUGAAGAUGGACAUAUGCCAUACAGUGUGCUAUGAGGGAAAUUUUGCCUGGGCAGCAGCGCUACGGCAAACUUUUGUAUCAAAUUCCAACUGUCAAUGGAUCUUUAACGUGUGCGUCAAUGUGUACAUGGGACCUUGGUUUUUUAUCUCAUUCGCACAACUAUACGUUGACCCUUUCCAGGUGCUUGGUCUUGCACCACUGACAAAGGGGGACCAUGCUGGAAAAUCCCAAUGAACUUUCUCGGCCAAUGCAGGGAUCAACUUGGGACCUCCAGGUUAGCAUUGUGGCUCCCGAGUCACUUCCGACCCUCAACUAGAAUGUGCUUGAUUCAAAUUCUGAUAAAAAUUCUCAGGAUUUUUAAAGCCAGGUCAUACAUGUAGCAUUGGUUAGUUGAUGGGACAAAAAACCGAUGCCACCCGUUUACAUUUUUAGGUGCACAUAAAUGAACCCGUGACAGUGGAAUUUGUCUUCUCCCUUGCAAUGCACACGACGCCAUAGAAAAUAAAUACGAGGGAAGUAUUGUUUUGACGAGAUUACUUUUCAUGAAUGAGGUAGCAUCGAGUAUCAAUCGGUAACGUGGAAUUGCAAUAUUCAAUUUGUAUGUGUACAAAUGCCACUGUCUACGACCGAAUGUAACAGGUUACCUAGUUGAAAUAAAGACUUGCUGUACUAUA
This is a messenger RNA of Patella vulgata (common limpet), 2435 nucleotides long. RefSeq names its product STAGA complex 65 subunit gamma. Gene Ontology annotation, molecular function: protein heterodimerization activity; transcription coactivator activity. The record is from RefSeq and is a predicted model, not a curated record. The coding region runs from base 45 to 1217 and encodes 390 amino acids. Lineage: Eukaryota; Metazoa; Mollusca; Gastropoda; Patellidae. Gene Ontology annotation, cellular component: SAGA complex. The transcript has 10 exons.